Messenger RNA from Hyaena hyaena (striped hyena), 2747 nucleotides. RefSeq names its product fibrinogen alpha chain (gene FGA). The record is from RefSeq and is a predicted model, not a curated record. Gene Ontology annotation, cellular component: fibrinogen complex. Lineage: Eukaryota; Metazoa; Chordata; Mammalia; Carnivora; Hyaenidae. The transcript is spliced from 6 exons. Gene Ontology annotation, molecular function: extracellular matrix structural constituent; signaling receptor binding. Gene Ontology annotation, biological process: negative regulation of endothelial cell apoptotic process; blood coagulation, common pathway; protein polymerization. The coding region runs from base 35 to 2545 and encodes 836 amino acids.
GUGCUCCUCAAGGGCAGCCCCACCCUUAGAAAAGAUGUUCUCCCUGAAGAUCUUUUGCCUGGCCUUGAGUGUCGUGGGCACAGUCUGGACCACAGAUGAGCCGAAAGGUGAAUUUAUAGCUGAAGGAGGAGGUGUGCGUGGCCCAAGACUUGUGGAAAGACAGCACGCUGACUGCAAAGAGACAGACUGGCCCUUCUGUGCUGAUGAAGAUUGGAACUACAGAUGCCCUUCCGGCUGCAGGAUGAAAGGGUUAAUUGAUGAAGUCAAUCAAGAUUUUACAAACAGAAUUAAUAAGCUCAAAAAUUCACUAUUUGAUUAUCAGAAGAACAAUAAAGACUCUAGUUCAGUGACAACGAAUAUAAUGGAACUUGUGAGAGGGGAUUUUGCCACCAGUAACAACAAUGAUAAUACAUUUAGCCAAGUGUCAGAAGAUCUGAGAAGCAGAAUUGAGAUCCUGAAGCGCAAAGUCAUAGAACAAGUACAGCAAAUCCAACUUCUGCAGAAAAAUGUCAGGGAUCAGUUGAUAGAUAUGAAGCGAUUGGAGGUGGACAUCGAUAUUAAGAUCCGAUCUUGCCAAGGCUCAUGCAGUAGAGCUUUGGAACGUAGGACAGAUCUAAAGUACUAUGAAGAUCAGCAGAAGCAACUUGAACAAGUCAUAGCCAAAGACUUAUUUCCCCCUAGAGAUACGCAAUAUUUACCACGGCUAAAAAUGGGCACAGCUCCAGAUACAGUUCCUGUGGAGUACAAGCAGCAGCUUCAGAAGGCCCCUCUAGAGUGGAAGGCACUCAUGGCAAUGCCACAGAUGAAAAUAACAUAUGAGCGGACUGGUCCAGAUGGGAAUGUCCCAGGAGACUCUGUGUCUCAUGGAACAGGAUCAGUGUUUGAAAGCCCUAGGAAAUCCGGGAGCUCUGGACCUGGAAGCUCUGGACCCGGAAGCUCUGGACCCGGAAGCUCUGGACCCGGAAGCUCGGGUGCUUGGAACCCUGGGAGCUCUGGACCCGGAAGCUCGGGCACGUGGAAUCCCGGGAGCUCUGGACCUGGCAGUGCUGGCUCCUGGAACACUGGCAGCUCUGGAGCUAGCACUGGGGGUGCUUGGCACACUGAGAGUACGGGUUCCUGGAGCACUGGAAGUUCUCAGCCUGGAAGUUUUAGGCCAGACAGCUCAGGGCGUGGGGACACCAGGCCUACCAAGCAUGAGUGGGGCAUAUUUGAAGAGGUGUCAGGAAGCGUAUCUCCAGGGACAAAGAAAGAGUACCACACGGGUAAACUGGUCACUUCUAAAGGAGAAAAAGAGCUUCUUACUGGUAAUGAGAAGGUCACCUCUGGUGGCACGACCACCACUCGUCAUUCGUGCUCUAAAACUGUCACUAAGACAGUUACAGGUCCUGAUGGUCGCAAAGAAGUGAUCAAAGAAGUGGUGAACUCUGAAGAUCCUUCUGAUUGUGACUUGUCCCAUACGUUUUCUGGUAGCCUAGAUGAUCUCCAUUCUAGACACCCUGAUUUGACUAGUUUCUUUGAAUCUGCCUUGACUGGAAGCAAAUUCUCAAGUGUACUCACGCCUACGUUAAGAGAGUUUGAACGUAAGACCCAGUCUAUGGGCUCAGAAUCUGACAUAUUCACACACUUAGGGGAACGUGAGCUCCCUUCCAGUGGUAAAACUUCAACUCACAGCAAACAAUUGGUAACCAGUAGUAAGGUUUACAACAGAGGAGACUCCACAUUUGAAAGUAAGAGCUUUAAAGUGGCAGGUGAGGCCGGAAGUGAAGCGGAACACGAAGUCUUCAGAGAAGCAUAUGCCACCAAAAGAGGCCAUGCUAAAGCUCGCCCUGCCAGAGACUGUGAUGAUGUCCUCCAAACACAUCCUUCAGGUGCCCAAAGUGGUAUUUUCAAUAUCAAGCUACCGGGAUCCAGUAAGAUUUUUUCUGUUUAUUGUGAUCAAGAGACAAGUUUGGGAGGAUGGCUUUUGAUCCAGCAAAGAAUGGAUGGAUCACUGAAUUUUAACCGGACGUGGCAAGACUACAAGAGAGGUUUCGGCAGUCUGGAUGACAAGGGUGAAGGAGAAUUCUGGCUAGGCAAUGAAUACCUCCACCUACUGACCCUGAGGGGCUCUGUCCUUCGGGUUGAAUUAGAGGACUGGGCUGGGAAUCUGGCUUAUGCGGAAUAUCACUUGAGGGUAGGCUCUGAGGCAGAAGGCUAUACCCUGCAGGUCUCCUCCUACGAGGGCACGGCAGGCGAUGCUCUGAUUGAGGGUUCCGUAGAGGAAGGAACAGAGUAUACUUCUCAUGCAGGCAUGCAGUUCAGCACCUAUGACAGGGAUGCAGACCUGUGGGAAGAGAACUGUGCAGAAGUCUACGGGGGAGGUUGGUGGUACAACAGCUGCCAAGGGGCCAAUCUCAAUGGCAUCUACUACCCUGGGGGCUCCUAUGACCCAAGGAACAACAGUCCUUAUGAGAUUGAGAAUGGAGUGGUCUGGGCUCCCUUCAGAGGUGCAGAUUAUUCCCUCAGGGCUGUUCGCAUGAAAAUCAGACCGCUGGUGACCCAAUAGGAGGGAAGGGGAGAGUAAUCUGUUUUCUUUGCUUAGUGAAGGGGAGAAAGAAUAAGAAAGAUAAAGGAGUCAAGAUACUUUACAAUCUAUUAAAAAAAUUCACAGGUGCUAUUUUAUUAUUCUGUGUACUGUAUCUAAAUGUAACUGAGACAUAUUACUACUUAAAAAAAUAAAGUUAUGUGAGUUUUUUAUCUUUAAAGUA